GAAUAAUCUUGAUUCAAUCCCCAGUUACCCCCCCCCCAAAAAAAAGUCUCUAGACUAGCUUGGGAGGUAGAGGCUGCCAACCUGGAGGCUGGCUCACACACGAGUUCUGGCUUGCAUCCCAUGGACUCAGGGCUGAAUCCUACCUGUGGUGCUGCUGCUCUAGCAUGGGGACACAGUGACAGGCCUACAUCUGCUGCCUCCACACAGCAUGUCAUUGCUGCUGGUUUGGAGAAGACCUGAUGCUCUCCAAACUCUUGAGGUUUGGGGCCUUGGGGUAGAUAUGGUGGCAGUAGCUUCGUACUCUUGGGAGCCCAGGCCUUUGAUCUGAGAUUACACAUCCCUGUCCCUCAAUCUGAGGCAACUGCAAUGCAGUACCUGGCCAUGGUUCCACAGACAGCUCAUUUACCUGCCUGCCAUCUUGUAGGCACAGGAAGGGGUGGGCCACAUGGAGCUGUGGGCCGCAUGUGGAGAAUUGUCCUCCAGGGUUAGCUUUGGUACAGAAGUCUGAGCUCCUGGCAGACCAGGAAUCAGGGGGUGCUAGAGGGGAUCAGUGAGGCUUCAGGAAAAUGUCUUGUCUAAGACUUACCCUAAUGGAUGAGAGCCACUAGGGAACUUGAGGUGCAGAGAGAGGACAGUGGCCACUGGUGGAAAUAGCACUGCUUCUCUUGCAGAAGAAGGCAUUGGAGCAUGUUACAGUUCCCCUUAUCUGCACCACAGAUGCUGGGGAGCAGUGAGGGGAUCAAACCCAGGGUCUUACUGAGCUACAUUCCCAGCCCCCUAUACAUAUUUUAAUUAACAUCUGUGGUUAAUAGUGUGGUUCAUUUUCAGUCAGUUUGUAGCUUUGUACAAACAUCCUCACAAACCCAUUUGCAGCAUCUCUGCCCCUGAAAGAGGUCCCCUUUGCAGUCACCCUCAUCCCUACCCCCACACUGGCCUCAGACAGGUACUGGUAUGCUUCCUGACAAAGGUCUGCCUUUUCCAAAAAUGCAGCAUGUGGCCUUGUGACUGGCUGCUUCCAUUCCUUUCUUCGCUGAGCAGUAGUCUGUCAUUAGUAUAGCCCACCUCUUGUUUCUGCUCAUGGACACUUGGGUUGUUUCCACUUGGCUUUUAUGCACAAUUCUGCUGUGGACAUUCAUGUUGAAGUUUGUGUGUGGACAAGUGUUUUCCUUUUUCUUGGGUAGAUUAACCUAGAGUGGAAUUACUGGGGGCUUACAGUGAGUUUAUGGAACUUUCUGAGAACCUGCUACACUACUUGCAUUUCCCCAUGUUAGACAGUGUUCAUUGGGUCAGUCUCUUUUACUUGACUACCCAUUAUGUUGUGCAGUGUUAUUUCCCUGGUGGCUAAUGAUGUUGAGCAUCUUCUUGUGUUUUCAUCUGUCCACAUACAUCUUUGUAUACCGUGCAUGUAUAUUCUAAAAGACAUCAUUAAGAGCAGAACCCCUGAGCCUGGGUGGAGGCUGGCUGCCACUUCAGCUGACCUCAGCAGGCAGCAUUCUAGCAAUGAGCAUUGACAUGCUUGCUGCAUGGGUGGGAUUAAGUUCAUGUGUGCUGAUAAAAAUUCAAAUUUUUGUUUUUUGAGGUUCAAGGUUUUAAAAUCUUUUUUUAAUGUCGUACUUACAAAUUUUACUUUGGCAUAGUUCUUUUCAUCAUAGAAAUUUCACACAUUCAACCAGAUUGUGGUGGUACAGUCCUGUAAUCUCAGUGACUCAGGAGUCUGAAGCAAAAGGAUCCCAAGUUCAAAGCCAUCUUCAGCAACUUAGCAAAACCCUGUCUCAAAAUAAAAAGGGCUGGGACGUGCACCUAGGUUCAACCCCAGUACCAAAAAGAGAAGUUCCACAUAUUCAGUAAAUAUCUAAGCAUCACGAAGAAAUAUAGAGAAAAGCAUUUUCUCCCCUGCCCAUUUUCCAGAAGGAGAGGCCCUCUCAGCUCUUUCAUGCACCCCAGGGCCAGAGUUGGAGACCUCAGGAAGGCUGUCCAGGUAUGGAUUCCAGGCAGCCUCAGCCAUCAUGCUCUCUGGGCACUAACACUGUGGUUGUCCCAGGCCCGUCUUCCCUGGAACUGUCAGGAGAAUGGUGGUAGCCUUUCAGGAAAAGCUGAAACCCCAGACUAGCACCACAGGUGUUGGCUCUGGAGUGUGCCCUUUGUACUGCCAAGGCUGUGCCCAGAGCAUAGAUGUGUUGCUGUGAGACUUUGGGUCUUGGCUUGAAGGAUCACUCACAGUGCAUGUAGAUACAACCCUACCCCCUCACUCACCCUGACCACCAGACACCUCCCUUGGGGCCAUUGCUCUCAGAUAGCCUGUUCCCAUGAGGAAUCCAUAGACCUGCUGGCUUGAGAGGGCAGUGUGGGAAAGCUGGAUACAGCCGAUGGUGAGAAAAUAGGAGUUGACACUACACUGUGACUGCCCUACAGGACUCCUUCCAGCACACAUGUUCAGGCAGCAAAGCACAGGCAUGGGAGUCUGGCAGACCCUUUCCCAGCUCUGACAGGACACCAGUGGGCCAGGAAGGGCUCUGGGCAGAAACUGGCAGCAGUGACAACUCCUGACACCUCUGAGGAGGUACACCUGGGUACAUUGCCUUCUUGAGUAAAUUCUCACAAUGCCCAGAAAGGCAGGCACUGCCCCCUCAGGUAGUCCUUUGUAAGGAUAAGGAAGUCACCUACUACCUCAGCCUGGGAGAACCUAGUGUGCAGAUCUCUCCCUGGUAACUGGGUACCUGUGUCCAGUGUCUUGCCCAAGUGCUUAAUUAGUGAGCAACUGGUUCAGACAUUGGCCACCUAGAGAAAAAGAUAAGGAGGAUGCACCCCACCCAGAAAGGCCAACCAGGCUGUGGACUGUGGCCAGCCCAAGGAAGAGUGACGUGCCCUUGUCCUCCUGAGAGUGUCAAGUGGAAGCCCCCAGAGUAGAAUCUAUCAUGAACACAGUUGGAGAGCCACCAAACCAAGCCUGAUGCCUUUGGGGAAUUUGCAGGGUCACUCAUUGGGCUGCACAGGUGGUCAGGGGCAUUUGUCUCAGUGUGGCCUGCUGAGCCAGCUGCCCGAGAAGCCCAAUUCCAAAAGUCAGGUGGCUUUGACUAAGGCCCUGUGAAUGGGACACCUGUCUCAUUUAUCUCUUCCUGAGGAAAGCCUAGGACGUGCAGCCUCCAUGUGCUCCAAGCACUCAUUUCCUGGUUAUGUCAGGUGGACUUUGUACCCCUCCCUUCUCAGCUAGAACUGAGCGUUGGCAAGGCCCAGAGAACUGAGGGCACAACAGGUGUUCUGUGUUGAUUUUCUGGCAGUUGCCUCAGUUUCCUUUUCUUGUUAGCCAGUUUCCUAUGAAGGUAGAUUUGCUUCUGUGUCCUCCAGGACAAGUGCCUCAGGUCUGAACUUGUGUGCUGUGUAAUCUGGGAGCAUUUUAUUUUGAGAAUUUUGAAGUACCUUCUUUUUUGUGUGUGGUACUGGGGACUGAACCCAGUGGUGCUUUAUCACUGAGCUACAUUCCCAGCCCUUUUAAUUUUUUAAAUUUUGAAACAGGGUCUCACUAAGUUGCCAAUGCUGGCCUGAAACUUGCAGUCCUCCUGCCACAGCCACUCAAGUGGCUAGUUGAUGCAGGCUUUUACUUAUACACUUUGGUAGUAUUCUUGCCUUGUCUACUGAUGUUUUGUGGAUUUCGGGCUUGAGUCCUUUGUCUCCUCCCAGACCCUUCAAAAUGGAGAGUAGCCUUGAGUGAUGGGCAGUAGAACAAGUGAGCCAAGGAGGCUGAAGAAUAGGCCCAUCAGUUCUCCUGGCUGUCGUGCUGGUCCUGCAUCCUUUCAUGUCAUAUCAUGACCCAUGUCAUGCAGAAGUGGUCAGUCCUCAAAGUCCCUGGUCCUUCAGGCCUCUCCCAGCCACAAAUGAGCCACUGCUUUCUGUUCCUCCCACCUUAUCCUGUUUUCAUUUAAACCUUUCCAAACUGUGGACAGGACCUUCCUGACUCAGUUCAUCUUCCAGGACAGCUCUGUCAUGUCCUCUCAGGUACUGAUCAGACUAGCAGACACCAUACCUGGAUAUAAGCUGGGCACUGGCUAUGCUAGCCAGCUCCCAGGGGUACAGAGACUUGACCCCACACUAUUGUUUUUGAGGUUUUUCCUGCUCAAAUCUAUGCUGACCAGGGGCCUAGGGCCAAGACACCCUGCCCUGAGAGUUGUGUGAUGUCAAAUGCUGCAUGAGUCUGUCUUCUCUCUGGAAAAUCCUCCUGAGGAGUGGGUUGUGAAGGGUCAGCCCCACACAGGUCCCCACUGCCCAGCUUGGCUAUGCUCCAAGUGUGUGUGCAGGUGGAGCCAGUUGUCCACUGGUAUGCGCUCUUGCAUGUGUGUGCAUGUUUCUGUGUAUGCCUGUGCUGCACUCCGUGCCUCGACCAUGAGCCUUUCUCUGAAGAGGGAAAGGGACAGGUUUCUUCUCUUCAGGAAGUCUUUCUGGCAUUUAUGAGCAUAGAAUCCCAGGUCAAAAUGGACUGCCUGGCCUGGGCUCUGAACCCAGCCAAGUGUACCCUAUCUACCCCAGGGUUCUAUGGAGCCCAUUCUGUUCACUUGGGCCCUGCACUCUACACUGUGGACAGUGUACAAGGGCAACCAAGUGCCUCUGCCAUGUGAAUCCAGUCACGCUUCCACCUACUUUUCUUGCAGGGUCUCUGCCUGCACGGAGAAUCUGCUUUGGAGUCCUCUGGGUUCUGGGAAACAAUUGUGUUGCUAGGGGAGAAUUUUUCCCCCCCUAAAGAGGCGAGUUUUCAUUCUUCCUAAACCAAAAGGGAUAGAAGCCCAAGCUUCAUGCCUCAUGCCUGUGCCUCACUAUAAAGAAUAAUUGAUUUUCCUGCAGGCAGAGCAGCUACAGUCAGUUUAAGAGAUAUUGUGUAGUAUGGAGACCCCCUCACACUGGCUUAGCCCCACGGGCCCCACCCUACCCCCAAUCCUGGACCCGGUGAGGCCCUGGAGGAGUACAUCCCUCCUACCUUGCCUUGGGCCCCAGUGCCUCCCCUUCCAUCCAGGAGUAGCAGGCACUUGGCCUGGGGAGCAAACAGUGAAGCCAGGAGCCCAGGAACCCUCCUAGCCCGGGGAGCUGCAUUCAAGGCUGUAGGCAGCCUCCCUCUGUGUGCUAAGCUCAGCCUCUGGUUCCAGUGCCUGGCGGGAGGGAGUGCCCUGUCCUCAGAACAGUGCUAGGUACAGGCCUCCCUGUCUACCUCUGGGCAGGCCCACAUAGCGUCUGUCCUGCAGCCUCAGCUGUGAUUGAGCAGCCCUCUCCGGCAGACUUCAUGCAAUACCCCCAUAACUAUCACUGCCUAGCUAACAGAAGGGAGGGCCAGAGGUUGUAGACCUUCUGUCUCUGUCCAUAGCUCCCCUGAACCCCUGAGUUCUGGGCACUGCACAGCCUAACCCCACAUUGACCACACCAGGUUUCCAGUUCUGCGGUCACAGGCAGGUGCCUCCCCCAGGAUCAUUCGCUGGGAGGGUGGUGUCCUACCAUCUAUAGGACAUCAUGAUCACGGACCCCACAGGAGCUUCCCUGACCAGGGCCUUUCCUUGCAGCCAUACACACUCGCCUGGGUCUAUGGCCGCGGUUGGGGAGUGGUCCUGUGCGCGCUGCACCUUCCUGAACCCGGCUGGCCAGCGCCAGUGCUCCAUCUGUGAGGCCCCUCGGCACAAGCCUGACCUGGACCAGAUCCUGCGGCUCAGCGUAGAGGAACAGAAGUGGCCCUGUGCCCGCUGCACAUUCCGGAACUUCCUGGGCAAGGAGGCCUGCGAGGUGUGUGGCUUCACCCCAGAGCCUGUGCCUGGAGCAUCCUUGCUGCCCAUCAUCAAUGGGGUCCUGCCCAAACCACCCACCAUCCUGGUGGAGCCAAAAGGCAGCUGUAAGGAAGAGACGGGCUCUGUGCGGACAGCAGGGAUAGUGGCCCUAGAGCCAGCUGGAAGAUGCACUGAGGAGAAGGAACAAGAAGAUGAGGAGGAGGGGGCAGAGCCCGGAAGUGGAUGGGCCUGCCAACGCUGCACAUUGCACAACACACCCGUGGCCAGCUCCUGCUCUGCCUGUGGGGGCCCCCGAAAACUGUCACUGCCCAGGAUCCCCCCGGAAGCCCUGGUGGUACCCGAGGUUGUGGCCCCCGCAGGCUUCCAUGCAGUACCUGCCGCACCCCAGCCAGUGUUCCCUGGGGAAGGGGCUGAGGCUGACACUCCCUCCACCAGCCAAGGCCCAGCCUCUGCUGACCAGGAGGCUCCCAGGGUACCUCCUUUCAGCCCCUUCUCACCCACCCUGCAGAACAACCCUGUGCCCCGAAGCCGCCGAGAAGUACCCCCCCAGCUUCAGCCACCUGUGCCUGAGGCUGCUCAGCCCUCUUCCUCCACUGGCUCCAAAGGGCCCCCCCAGGGCCCAGGCAGGGCCACGGCUGCUGGGGCCUCACGCCUGGCAGAGCUGCUUUCAGGCCAGCGGCUAAGUGUGCUGGAGGAGGAGGUGGCCCCAGGGACCAUCCUUGCCCGCUGUGAGGCCUGCAGCCCCUCCCCAGGCAGUGAUGUCAUUGAUCUAGCUGGGGACACUGUGCGCUACACACCUGCCAGUCCCUCCAGCCCCGACUUCACCACCUGGUCGUGUGCCAAAUGCACACUCAGGAACCCCACAGCUGCCCCCAGGUGCACAGUAUGUGGCUGCUCUAAGCUUCAUGGCUUCCAGGAGCACAGUGAACCCCCCACCCACUGUCCAGACUGUGGGACUGACAGACCUGGCCCCUCUGCCCACAAGGCCACCAGUCUUCUCUCUGAGCGUCCAGGCCAAUGGGCCUGCCCUGCCUGUACCUUGCUCAACGCACCCCGGGCCAAGCACUGUGCAGCCUGCCACACACCCCAGCUCCUGGUGACCCGGCGCAGGGCUGUGGCGCCCUUAAAGCGUAGAGAGAGUAUGCAUGUGGAGAAGCGGCGGCAGACAGAUGAGGGCGAGGCCAAGGCUCUCUGGGAGGACAUCGUGGCCUUCUGCCGGGAGAACAAGGUGAACUUUGUGGAUGAUAGCUUCCCCCCAGGGCCUGCAUCUGUGGGCUUCCCUGUGGGCGACAGCGUCCAGCAGCGUGUGAAGCAGUGGCUGCGGCCCCAUGAGAUCAACUGCUCCGUCUUCAGGGACCACAGCACUGCAUGGUCUGUCUUCCACACCCUCCGGCCCUCAGACAUCCUGCAGGGGCUGCUUGGGAACUGCUGGUUCCUGAGUGCCCUGGCAGUGCUGGCUGAACGGCCUGACCUGGUCGAACGGGUGAUGGUCACCCGCAGCCUGUGUGCAGAGGGCGCCUACCAGGUGCGGCUAUGCAAGGAUGGCACAUGGACCACAGUACUGGUGGAUGACAUGCUGCCCUGUGACGAGGCCGGCUUCCUUCUCUUCUCGCAGGCGCAGCGGAAACAGCUGUGGGUGGCCCUCAUCGAGAAGGCGCUGGCCAAGCUGCAUGGCUCCUACUUUGCCCUCCAGGCAGGGCGCGCCAUCGAAGGCCUGGCCACACUCACCGGCGCCCCCUGCGAGAGCCUGGCGCUGCAGGUCAGCUCCACUAACCCCCGAGAGGAACCCGUUGACACUGACCUCAUCUGGGCCAAAAUGCUGAGUUCUAAGGAGGCUGGGUUCCUCAUGGGUGCCUCCUGUGGUGGGGGCAACAUGAAGGUAGAUGAUGCUGCCUAUGAGAGCCUGGGCCUGCGCCCCCGCCACGCCUACUCUAUCCUGGACGUCCGUGAUGUCCAGGGCUCAAGCCCUGUGAUCCUCAGGCUCCUACGACUGCGGAACCCCUGGGGCCGUUUCUCCUGGAAUGGCAGCUGGUCAGACGAGUGGCCACACUGGCCUGGGCACCUGCGGGGCGAGCUUAUGCCACGUGGCAGCAGUGAGGGUGUGUUCUGGAUGGAGUACAGCGACUUCAUCAGGUACUUCGAUUCCGUGGACAUCUGCAAGGUGCACUCAGACUGGCAGGAGGCACGGGUGCAAGGCUGCUUCCCCAGCUCAGCCAGCGGGCCAGUGGGCGUGACGGCACUCACGGUGCUAGAGCGAGCCUCGCUGGAGUUUGCCCUUUUCCAGGAGGGCAGCAGGCGUUCGGACGUGGGGGACAGCCACCUCCUGGAUCUGUGCAUCCUGGUGUUCCGGGCCACCUUCGGCAAUGGUGGCCGCCUAAGCCUGGGCCGCCUCCUGGCCCACAGCAAGAGAGCAGUCAAGAAGUUUGUGAACUGUGACGUCAUGCUGGAGCCCGGAGAGUACGCAGUGGUGUGCUGUGCCUUCAACCACUGGAGUCCCACUCCACCAGGGCCCCCCACCAUGCAGGCCUCCAGCCCCUCUGCAGGGGUCCCGCGAGGUACCCCUGAGCCUCCUGGACACGUGCUUGCAGUGUACAGCUCGAGGCUAGUCAUGGUGGAGCCAGUAGAAGCGCAGCCCACCACGCUGGCAGAUGCCAUCAUCCUGCUCACUGAGAGCCGGGGAGAGCGGCAUGAGGGCCGCGAGGGCAUGACCUGCUACUACCUUACACAUGGCUGGGCGGGGCUCAUCGUGGUGGUGGAGAACCGGCACCCCAAGGCCUACCUGCACGUGCAGUGCGACUGCUCCGACAGCUUCAACGUGGUGUCCACGCGCGGCAGCCUGCGCACCCAGGACAGCGUGCCGCCCCUGCACAGGCAGGUCCUGGUGAUCCUGUCCCAGCUGGAAGGCAAUGCAGGCUUCUCCAUUACUCACCGCCUGGCACACCGUAAGGCAGCCCAGGCCUUCCUCAGCGACUGGACAGCCUCCAGGGGCACCCACAGCCCCCCACUCACACCUGAAGUUGCUGGCCUACAUGGGCCCCGGCCGCUGUGACUGCUGCGUCCUGGGGCGAGGGCUGUGUGUGGACUGCCCACUGCCUCUCACACGCACUUUAUGAGGGAGACCCCAACGGAGGACGCUUGAACCAGAAUCUCAGGACCCCACCUAGGGAGCCACCAGCCUCAGGGCGCAGCUUCCCUUGGGCACCCCAUCCCUGCCCUGUCCCUCCUCUCCCCUCCCAGCCCCUCAGUCCCCAGGCCAGGCCUCCCAGCUGCCAAGCAGAAUACCUCGAACUGGACAGGCUGCUUACUGGCCACUCUGACCUGCCAUCUGGGGACAAUUUCAGGUGGCCAGGGCCAAAACGGGGGCUGCCCCUUCACAGUGAGUGUGGGGUCUCCUACCAGGGAGAGGCAACCAAGAGCUCUGUUCACAAAACCAAAUCUGGGGUCAGGAGCCAAGACCCCAUGGAGAGUCGGGACCACCCCCCUGUGGGGCUCAAGGUCUGCAGCUUCCCCUCUCAGUUUGCCCUAAGAGCCAGCCAGCCUCCUUGCCUCAAGAAGGCAAGCAGGGGUCCCUGAAGCCCUGGCAUUUGAGUAGUGCACCUCAGGAGGCAGGUGCCUGGUGGCCACAGGCCAGGGCUCAGGGUCAGAGGGGUCCCUGUCUAGCUGCCCCUCCUGUGACACUAUGCAAUUCCUGGAGCACCUACCAGGAUCGAAGCCAUGACUGGCAGUAGGUCAGGGCGCUGGGCCAGCCCUGCUGUCUGGCGAGGUGUUCUGUCCUCAGCAUCCUGACCAUGGCCAGGUAGCCAGGGUCCAGCACCCUGCACCAGUCCCAUCCCAUGGCCUCAGCCCAGCCCAUCAUGGGCACAACAGGGCAUAGCUGCUGCCCAUUAGAAGCCCGGGAGCUGAGCUGCCUACCUGUCCAGCAUCCCCCCAGCUGUGUAUUGAGGCCAGAGUUCUUGUCUGCUGCAGGGACACAAGUCCAGCUCCCUGGGUCCCCUGCCCAGCCACCACUGUCCUGCAGCUCCCGGGCAGCAGGCAGCCAGCCUGCCCACGGCUCUCGCAUCCCAUGGGAGUCGUGGGUUUUUACACCUAGAGAAACAUUCCCCCUUCCCCAGGCCUCCUUUCCUCUGAGCUGUGAAUGUUUUUAACCCUGUAAAUACAGUCAGCUCUUUGGACACGCAGGCUGUUUUACCAGCUGUCAGUCCCUCCCUGUCCAAGGCUCCACAGGCAGUUCCCACUCAGGCUCCAAGGACCAAAUAAAAUCAUUUUGUUUUGUAA
Ictidomys tridecemlineatus (thirteen-lined ground squirrel) is the source of this 10034-nucleotide messenger RNA. Lineage: Eukaryota; Metazoa; Chordata; Mammalia; Rodentia; Sciuridae. The record is from RefSeq and is a predicted model, not a curated record.